This is a messenger RNA of Soboliphyme baturini, 1056 nucleotides long. The record is from the annotation of a GenBank genome assembly. NCBI's taxonomy places the organism in Eukaryota, Metazoa, Nematoda, Enoplea, Dioctophymatida, Soboliphymatidae.
AUGGUUAUGCUUCUAGGAGAGAUUUCCAGCAAAUCUCACGUUGACUAUCAAAGUUUGGUACGACGUGUGGUACAAAAAAUCGGCUAUGACGAUAGUUCAAAAGGAUUUGAUUAUAAAACAUGCAAUGUGCUGAUUGCCUUGGAACAUCAAGCACCAGAAAUUGCGGCUGGUGUUCAUAUGAACCGGAAAGCAGAGGAUGUAGGUGCCGGAGACCAGGGUCUGAUGUUUGGUUAUGCAACGGAUGAGACAGACGAAUGCAUGCCGUUGACUUUAUUGCUAGCACACAAACUGAACGAACGACUGCACGAACUGCGGCGGAAAAAGGUGUUAUGGUGGGCUCGUCCUGAUUCGAAGACGCAAGUAACGGUGAAGUACAGAAUCGACCAUGGCGCCUGUGUGCCGAUCCACGUUCAGUCCGUAGUAAUGUCUGCGCAGCACAGUCCAGAUAUACCAUUGGACCAAGUUCGGCAGCAGCUGUUAGAACAGGUAGUGUUGCCUGUAAUUCCAGAGAAGUACCUGGACGACAGAACUGUGUUCCACAUGAAUCCAUGCGGUUCGUUCGUCUUCGGUGGCCCGCUCGGUGACGCUGGACUUACCGGUCGUAAGAUAAUCGUCGACACGUAUGGUGGAUGGGGGGCGCACGGUGGCGGCGCCUUUUCUGGUAAAGACCCUACUAAGGUCGACCGAUCUGCCGCUUACGCAGCUCGAUGGAUUGCCAAGUCGCUAGUCAGUGCUAAAUUGUGCCGCAGGUGCCUUGUUCAGGUUUCGUACGCAAUCGGAAUAGCGGAGCCGAUUAGUUUGGCGGUCUUUUCUUAUGGCACUUCGCCGCUGUCAGGAACGGAACUGGUCGAAAUCGUAAAGGCGAACUUUGACCUUCGGCCUGGGAUGAUAAUCAGGGAUCUGAACCUUCUGCGUCCAAUUUACGAAAAGACGGCCGAGAAUGGACAUUUUGGCCACAACGAAUUCACCUGGGAACAACCGAAAGAGUUGGUUUACCCGUCGGCGAUCAAAGAGAAAAUAAAGCCUUUACGGUCGGCGUACUAUUCUACACAUUAA